AUGAAUCUUCGUAUACGCAACUAUCCACCGAAAUUUUGGCUUCAGUUACAUAAACACGCAAUAGAUCUAUUACUACCUCCACCAUCAAGAAAACCUCGACGUCCACCAAGAAAUAAAAUUAAAAAUUGUCUUACUUCUCUCUCACCUCAUAUUCAAAAAUUCAUUUAUUGUGGAGCUAUCGAUAAACGUAAAGGUGAAAUUAGAGCAAGUAAAUUUCCGCUUACUAUUGAACAGUUUAAUAUAACGAAAAGUCUUUGUUUAACUCGUCAAUACCAACCGGUCGUUUUACUAGAAGAAGAGUUAAAACUCGAAUAUAAUUUUAUUCAUAAAUCUUAUGUACGAGGUAUUCAAAAUAUUCAAUUUAGACUUCAGACACAAAAAUCAAUUGUACCAGGACAAUACCCAAUCCUUCUUCUUCGUAUUCGUUAUCAUCAAAAAGCUCCUAUUCUACAUCAAUAA
This is a messenger RNA of Rotaria sordida, 459 nucleotides long. Lineage: Eukaryota; Metazoa; Rotifera; Eurotatoria; Philodinida; Philodinidae. The record is from the annotation of a GenBank genome assembly.